Messenger RNA from Saccostrea echinata, 4266 nucleotides. Its product is annotated as zinc transporter ZIP6-like. Gene Ontology annotation, cellular component: membrane. The record is from RefSeq and is a predicted model, not a curated record. Gene Ontology annotation, biological process: zinc ion import across plasma membrane; intracellular zinc ion homeostasis. Gene Ontology annotation, molecular function: zinc ion transmembrane transporter activity. The transcript is spliced from 9 exons. The coding region runs from base 64 to 1959 and encodes 631 amino acids. Lineage: Eukaryota; Metazoa; Mollusca; Bivalvia; Ostreida; Ostreidae.
UUCACGUGGAGAGAAGGUUGUGCACACGGCCCCACAAUCUACGGGAAACUUGAGGUAGCAAAAAUGUGUUUGCCAGGCAGUUCUAAACUUUGUUUUGUUUGCUUGAUGGUGUACAUGUCGACAUGGCAUCCUAGCAUAGGAGGAAACCCAGUCCAAGAAAAUGCAGAAGGAAACAUCCCUAAAAAUGGAAGUGAAGAAACUUUGUACACGUCGGUGAAAAACGAUCAUAUAGGAAUUCAUGAUCAUAAUGAUAUGCAAAUUCAGGAAGACCAUUCCAAAAUUCAUGCCCAAGGAGAUUAUUACUAUGAAAAACUGAUAGAAAAAUAUGGAGAAAAUGGGAGUCUUAGGCUUGAAGGGCUGCAAAAGAUCUUGCAGAAUAUAGGAAUAUAUAAUAUUGAAAAUACAGCUGAAAAAAGUCUUGAUAAACAUGACAACCAUGAACUUCAUGAGGACCAUGAACAUGAUGAACAUGAGCAUGAACAUGGUGAUGAAGUUCAGGAUAAUAGACCAAAACGAUCAGCAAUUAAAAAGUCAAAAUCAAAACAGAAAUUAAUUCGAAGGAAAAGAUCAAGUAAAACUAUCUCCGAUUCUAUGUGCAUUAAAACCCCAGAGGAUCUCAUCCAAAUCUACUCUAAUAACAAUUCCCUGGUGUUGUCCAAGCCAGCAUUGUCUGACAUAUGUGCAGGGAUUCUUGUUAUGUUGGACAAAUCUUCAUGCUGGAAUGGUUCAACAUUUCCCAAGAUGGAAGACUGUGAUAAUCAUGAUCAUCAUAAUCAUGAGGAACAUCAAGAAGCGGAAAGCUACAGUGUGGAAAACAUUCCUCCUACUGUAUGGGGUUACAGUAUUCUGGCAACAUUUGUCAUCAGUCUGGUGGGGCUUCUUGGAGUAGCAGUCAUUCCUAUCAUGCAGAAGGUCUUCUACAACCACCUGCUACAAUUUCUGGUGGCUCUGGCUGUUGGGGCCCUCGCAGGGGAUGCACUCUUACAUCUUAUACCUCAUGCAUUUUCAGGGGAGACCCACCAGCAUGAAUCCGAUGAUAAACAUGCUGCUGACAGCAAGACAGGGGUUCUGAAAGGCCUGGUUGGACUGUUAGCUGUCUAUUUCUUCUUUAUAAUGGAGAGACUGGUUACGUUCCUCACCAACUCAAAACGAAAGCAGAAAAAAAAAAAGCAUCAAGAGCACAGUGUUCACUUUACAACCAAUGGUAAUGCCCUGAGUCCCAGUACCCCCACAGAGCCAGACUGUGGAUCAUCAGUGCUACGCAUUCAUCCCACAGGGAAAGCCUUGGAGAACUAUGCUGUUGAGUUCCACAAAGAAGAAUGUAACCUUCUGAAUGAAAAUGCUACUGAUGAUCAAAAUAAUGAGGAGACAAAAUUGAACGGCCAUUGUGAGGAGGAAGACACUCAUGAUAAAGUCCUGGACUUUUCUCACGGUCACUCACACAGUCGCUGUAAUACUGUUCCUCAGACUGUGUCUGCUAUUGCCUGGAUGGUCAUCCUUGGGGACGGGAUCCACAACUUCAGUGAUGGUCUUGCCGUUGGUGCAGCAUUCUCCAACAGCAUCACGGGAGGGAUCAGCACCUCUAUUGCUGUCUUCUGUCAUGAGCUUCCACAUGAGAUCGGUGACUUUGCAGUCUUGUUGAGGGCUGGGAUGACAGUAAAGCAGGCUAUCAUCUACAACUGUGUAUCAUCAGUACUGGGCUUUUGUGGUAUGAUCAUUGGUGUUCUGAUUGGGAACUUUGGUACCUCUACUCUCUGGAUCUUUGCUGCCAUUGGUGGAAUCUUCCUUUACAUUGCCUUUGUUGAUAUGUUGCCAGAGCUGACUUCCUUGGGGACAAAGAAAGGAGAGAACCCAUUCUUCCAUUUAUUUCUGCAGGUCUGCGGUUUGUUUACAGGGUCUGGAAUUAUGUUUCUGAUUGCCAUAUUUGAACAUGAACUGAUGAACUUCAUAGAGCCAUAGUCAUAUCAUGUCAUAUUUGUUUGAUUCAUAAAUGUCCUUAGGUAGAAUUUACUGCACAUUUUGGGUGUUGUAUUUCAUAGCAAAGAAUAUUUUUAUAUCAUUUUUAUGCUGUUAUUCAGUCAUUUGGUAAACACUUCGGUACAAAUAUAAAUUGAAUUCUGGUUUAUUAAUUAGAUGACAGGAAUUUCUUUUAAUGCAAAUCAAAAAAGGUACAUAAGAAUCCAACAUAUCUAUAUUAUUAUUCUCUGUUAGUCCAUCAUUGAUUGUGGUCCAUAACACCUGAUACAUUCAUAUGAACAAGUUUUGACACCUUAUAUAUGUGAUCGUUGCUUUUUUAAAGCUUAUAAAAUGAGGAUGUUUUAAAAUAUACUGUGAUGAUAGCCAUUUGUAAAGAGUAAAUUUCAAAAAGAAAUUAUAGAAUAUUUGACAAGAUGGCUAAGUAAAGCAGGGGAUUAUUACAGUUUAUCAAAUCUGAAGAAAAAUUAUUAAUUGAUCAAGAAUUAUAUCAAAAAAAUGUAAAUGAACAAAUCCUUGUGACAUCUUCAUGUAUUGCUGUUGAAAAAUCCAUUCAUGAUGAUAAAUAUUUGUAAUCUAGCCACAGAAAGUGACACUGUCUGCGAAGACUAAAAUGGGCAAACUGAAUUUUCUGGUAGUACACAAGUAAUGCUUUACUCCCUUGCUUUAUUCGGUCCUGUUAGACACUAGUCCCUGUAGAACAACCCUGGUUUUUAUAAGUAUGGUAGUCCCAUUUCACAAAUAUUGAUGUCCAAGUUUCAGAGAAAUUUUAGAUGUGUUUUUUUUUUCUUCUUUAUAUUUGCUUUAUCAGCGCUGUUUGUUUGUUUUUUUUUUUUAAGUAUUUAGAAAUUUCUGAAUUAAAAGAAUUGUAUUUAAAUAUGAAUUAUAUAAGAAUUAUCAAUUUGUAUUUGAAAACAAGUUAUACAAGAAACAGUUUGUAUUUGAAUACAAGUUAUACACAGAACAUUAAUGUUAGAUGAACCAUGUGUUCUAUAAGAACAUGUGCCAGAUUUCAAAGUAUAGGGUACAUUGAAUUAUAGUUAUAUACAAAUUUUGUCAAUAAUUAUGAGAAAAAUUUGAUUAAUCUCAUCGCUACUCACUGGAUUCAAACAUGUGAGAAAAGUUACUGUAAACCAACUAUUAUUCACGUCAUCUUUUACUCAUCAUUUUGAAAUUUAUCCGCGAGGAUUAAUUUUCACGACUCAGAAAAUACAAAGCAAAAUAAAUGGAUCAUGGCAAUUAAUAUUCGCGAGUUAAAGUAGGUCGCGAAUAUAUCUCGCACGCGAAUAAAAGUUGGUUUACAGUAUUAGAGUUGUGGCCCAUCGCUUAUUUUUCUGAAGAAACAGUCAGUGACAAGGAUAGAAAUAAUCUCUUUUCACUUGUUGUAUGUUCAUUCAUUUUGUGGCUUUGCACAUCAUUUUACUCUCAAAUCCCAUUACGACCAAAAAAUAAAUCUUUAAUAAUUUCUUAGUAGAUAAAAAAAAAAAGAAAUGUAUUUUGAUUUAUACUUAACUUACUUACUAUUAAGCAUAAUAUACCACAACAAUUUUUCACAGUAGUUUUUAAAUGCCCCCCACCCCCUUUCCCGUCAUUGGAAGACAGAGAUCUGAUAGAGAUUCAGAAAUUCUGAAUAUUUAUUGUUUUUCAAACAACCAAUGUCAUUUGUUUACAUAAUUAUAAGAAAAAUAUAAGUUCUUUAUGGUAGGCAUUGUUUAUUUUAUAUAUAGAUAAUUAUGCAGUUGACAAAUUACAAUUUAUUUUUACAUAUCUGACAAGUAAUUCAAACUUUGCAAAGAAGUGGAUUAAUUUACAAUUCUUUUAAAAAAAUUUACUGUUAGCACAAUAGAUAAAUAAUUUUUGGAUCUUUUUUCUGUUAUGAGUUAUUUUCUAAGCUUUAUUGAUGUUUGAUUUUUAAGAUAACUGAUGUGAAUAAUAUGCAUAAACACAUGGAAUCAGAUAAUUUAUAAGUAAAUUGAAAUCUGUCAAAAUAAAUUUAUAGAAAUAUUUGUCGAUAAGUUGUAUCUGUAUGGGAAAUGGUGAUGCCUAUGUUGUACAUGUAGAAACAGGUGGGUUUUUUUAAAUUCCAAAAUGAGUAUGUAUAUCAAUCAUGUGCUUGAAAAUAUGUUUUUACAUCUCGUAUUUUCAAGGCAUUAUAUGAACAAAAGCAAAUUAUGACUGAUUUAUAAAAUAAGUUUGCCUCUGAUAUGAAAAUCACUGCUGAAAUAAUGAGGUUGCACACGUGGAAUGUUUUUUUUUUUUUUUUAAAUAAAACUAGAAUUACACGUGCACAAA